AGUGUGAGCGUCCCUGGGACUUCCUCCCGGAAAUGACGUACAGACAUCGAAACUGCAUAUUUGAGUUUUCCCUUCUCCUGGACACGUAGGCACAAGCUGAAGCGUACUGGAACGUGUUUACCAGAGAUUAAAUAAUUUAGCAACACCAUGGCCACAAUGGCUACUUCUCCACCUUUACGUGGGACAGGUGAUGGCAUGGAAACUCUGGAGCCUUUAAAAUCGGUAGAAGUAAUCACACAACACAGCAAAGUAGUUCACAGCCCAAAGAGAAAAACUUCCCAUUCACAGUCAAUAAGUCCCGGUGUCCUUCAGCUAGGGAAAAUUCACCCUGACAAAUCAGUGGAAAUAGAAGCAGUCAGGAUUGUGGUCCCCAAGGCUGCAAUAACACACACAUUGAUGACUAAACAUGCUAAAUCACAGGAAUCAAAUGGACACAGUAAAGUAGACACUGCUGACUGUGUGAUUGACCCAUGGAAACAGUUAUCUGAAAUGAAGAGUGCUUUGGAAAAACUGAAAAACUCUGAGAAACGCUUGCUUCAAGAUAAAGAAGGUCUUUCUAACCAGCUGAAAGUGCAGACAGAGGUUAAUCGGGAAUUAAAAAAGUUGCUGGUGGCAUCUGUUGGUGACGACUUAGAAUAUCACUUUGAGCGCACAGCUCGAGAGAAGAACCAACUUAUUCUGGAAAAUGAGGCUCUAGCACGAAAUACAGCUCAACUGUCAGAACAACUGGAGCGCAUGUCCAUUCAGUGUGAUGUUUGGAGAAGUAAAUUCCUUGCUAGCCGAGUCAUGGCAGAUGAAUUAACUAACAUCAGGGCAAAUCUGCAACGGCAGAACAGAGAGGCUCAGAGUGCCCUGCAGGACUUGUUAAGUGAAAGAGAGCAAUUUCGGCAAGAAAUGUCUGAAACCAAAAAGGUAUUAGAAGAACUUCUGAUCUCCCUACAGUGGGGAAGACAACAGACCUAUUACCCCAUUACCCAGCCCUACACCACCACGGAACUGGUCGCAGCAAACCAGAAGCUGGCAGUUGCGGUGAAGUCUCACCUUAUUGGGAAUACUGGAUCGGAGUGCGCCAAACACACCUCACAGGCAGUGGAGUUUUGCAACACUCCUGCAGAAAAAAUGGCAGAAAUGAUCCUGAAAUCUCAGGACCCUACAUUAUGUACAGAGACGUCUGCUGAUAUUUCUUUCUCAGAGUCCUCAUCGCCAUCCUUCCUGGCAGCAAAGAAAAGCAUUGGACGUUUUCAUCCAUACACUCGAUACGAGAACAUCACUUUCAAUUGUUGCAAUCACUGCCAUGGGGAACUGAUGGCCCUAUAGGAAGACUUGAGAUGAACUCUCUGGCCAAUAGCAGUGUCUGCAGUGAAGUGCACAUUUUAAGAGCAAUAAUUUCUGCACUUGGUCAUCUGGACUUGAAAUAACAAAGACUUUGUGUUCCUCGGCUUAGCUCUUACCUGACCUCAUGCAAUAAAACUUUUAUAGGAAGACAAAAAUAUUGCUGUAAAGGAG
Messenger RNA from Rana temporaria (common frog), 1506 nucleotides. It is a transcript of the gene BLZF1, whose product is annotated as basic leucine zipper nuclear factor 1. Gene Ontology annotation, biological process: Golgi organization; Golgi to plasma membrane protein transport. The transcript has 7 exons. Bases 148 to 1317 code for a protein of 389 amino acids. Gene Ontology annotation, cellular component: Golgi membrane. The record is from RefSeq and is a predicted model, not a curated record. Lineage: Eukaryota; Metazoa; Chordata; Amphibia; Anura; Ranidae.